Messenger RNA from Linum trigynum, 336 nucleotides. The record is from the annotation of a GenBank genome assembly. Lineage: Eukaryota; Viridiplantae; Streptophyta; Magnoliopsida; Malpighiales; Linaceae.
AUGAAGUUGGAAUCUGCCGGAAACACUUGCCGACCGAGGGCGGAGCAGGAGCCACGCAGGAUUUCACUAGGUUUGGGCUUUGCUCGUCUGAAGAGCUGCUCCUCACCAGAGGCCGGAACGGAGAAAGAGAUGAAAGAGCUUGAGGAUAGGCCGCCAUUCAAGAACGAGACAGAGGAGUCGUCAGACACGGUGGCGGAGCAAAAGAGAAUGGCCGUCGGGUCGAGAUUGCCUCCGCGCCGCGAGAUUGAAGUCUCGUGGGAGAGGAGAAUUGCGCGAGGGAAGUCGCGAUCCUUGGCGGUUGCUUUCUUGGCGAGGUCGGAAGGGAAAGGGGAGUAG